Messenger RNA from Pogoniulus pusillus (Red-fronted tinkerbird), 6272 nucleotides. RefSeq names its product phospholipase A2 group IVA (gene PLA2G4A). The transcript has 20 exons. Gene Ontology annotation, biological process: glycerophospholipid catabolic process. The record is from RefSeq and is a predicted model, not a curated record. Gene Ontology annotation, molecular function: calcium ion binding; calcium-dependent phospholipid binding. Lineage: Eukaryota; Metazoa; Chordata; Aves; Piciformes; Lybiidae. Bases 519 to 2768 code for a protein of 749 amino acids. Gene Ontology annotation, cellular component: cytosol; endoplasmic reticulum; nucleus.
GGCCGGUGCCAAACCCAGCGCUUCCCGCGCAGACGGAGCAAGGCGCCCGGCCGUGCCUCAAGCCUCCUUAAGAGGCGGCGGCCACGGGGCAGCGGCUGGCGCCUCCCCCCCGCGCGGGAGAAAAGCGCCGUGUGCCCGGGAUGGGGAGUGGGACUCUGCCCCGGCCCGGAGGGACGGCCGAGCCCGCGGGACCCCGGCAAGCGAGCAUGUCUGAUUCCCUCUGACUCACCCAGUCUUUGCCUCCUGCUACAAGAGCUCACUGCAAAUUGGAGUCCUCCAGGAGGUGCUGGUCAGCUGUCCACAGAAACUGAGCUGCUAGAAAGACCUGGGUGACUGGAAUUCAAAGUACUUGCUUUGUUUUUUUUACCCUGAGGCAGAGGAAGUGAGCACCAGAGCUUUCUCCAGUUCAGUGGAAGGAUCCAUCAUAGUGAAUUCAGCUUUGAAAACUGGGAAGCCUCUUCUGUGUAGAACUGAAGCAGCACCUUUGGUAGUGGCCUUGAAUAAAAACUAAGACAAAAAUGUCUGUUAUAGAUCCCUAUCAACACAUCGUGGUGGAACACCAGUACUCACACAUAUUCACUGUGACAGUAAGGAAAGCCACCAAUGUCACCAAAGGAGCCAUUGGUGACAUGCUUGACACUCCAGAUCCCUACGUGGAGCUGUUCAUCCCCUCUGCCCCUGACUGCAGGAAGAGAACCAAACAUUUCAAUAAUGAUGUGAAUCCCAUCUGGAAUGAGACCUUUGAGUUCAUUUUGGACCCAAACCAGGAAAAUAUUCUGGAGGUUACUUUGAUGGAUGCCAACUACGUCAUGGAUGAGACUCUUGGCACAUCCACAUUUCCUAUAUCUUCUCUGAAACUGGGAGAGAAGAAGGAGGUCCACUUAACUUUCAAUGAUGUGACAGAAAUGACUCUGGAAAUGUCUCUUGAAGUAUGCUCUUCCACUGACCUGCGGUUCAGCAUGGCUCUGUGCGAUGAGGAGAAGAGGUUCCGGCAGCAGCGCAAAGACAACAUCAUGCACAGCAUGAAAUCCUUCCUGGGAGAGGAAGGCAGCAAGAACCUGACUUCCUCUCGUGAUGUCCCAGUGAUCGCCAUCCUGGGCUCAGGCGGUGGCUUUCGGGCCAUGGUUGGGUUUGCUGGCGUCAUGAAAGCUCUUUACGAGUCUGGAGUUCUGAACUGCGCCACUUACAUUGCUGGGCUCUCAGGAUCCACGUGGUACAUGUCCACUUUGUAUUCACACCCUGAUUUUCCAGAGAAGGGACCCAAGGAGAUCAAUCAAGAGCUGAUGAACUCUGUGAGCCACAACCCGCUCCUGCUGCUCACUCCUCAGAAAGUCAAGCGCUACAUCGAAGCUCUGUGGAAUAAGAAGAGCUCAGGACAGCCUGUCACUUUCACAGAUAUCUUUGGAAUGCUGAUAGGUGAAACCCUUAUCCAUAAUAGAAUGGACACCACUUUGAGCAACAUGAAGGAGAAAAUCGACAGUGCUCAGUGUGCUCUGCCGCUCUUUACCUGUCUCCACGUCAAACCAGAUGUCUCAGAGCUGAUGUUUGCAGACUGGGUGGAAUUCAGUCCCUAUGAGAUUGGAAUGGCCAAGUAUGGCACUUUUAUGUCUCCAGAUUUGUUUGGAAGCAAAUUUUUCAUGGGGACAGUGGUGAAGAAGUACAAUGAAAAUCCCUUGCAUUUCUUGAUGGGUGUCUGGGGUAGUGCAUUUUCUAUAUUAUUUAACAGAGUGCUUGGUGUCUCCAACUCCCAAAACAAAGGACCCACCAUGGAAGAAGAAUUAGAAAAUAUUAGGCUAAAGCACCUGGUGAGCAAUGACAGUUCAGACAGUGAAGAUGAAUCACAGCAACCAAAAGGCACUGAAAACGCUGAGGCAAAUCAGGAGUAUCAGAACAGCAGCCAGGAGAGCUGGGUGCAGCGAAUGCUGAUGGCCUUGGUGGGGGACAGUGCCCUUUUCAACACCAGGGAAGGGCGUGCUGGCAAAGUGCACAACUUCAUGCUGGGACUGAACCUCAACAGCUGUUACCCCCUCUCUCCUCUGGCAGACCUUCUUAAGCAGGAGUCCCUGGAAGAAGAUGAACUAGAUGCAGCUGUUGCAGAUCCUGAUGAGUUUGAGAGGAUCUAUGAGCCUCUGGAUGUGAAGAGCAAGAAGAUUCACAUAGUGGACAGCGGGCUGACAUUUAACCUGCCAUACCCACUUAUCCUGAGACCUCAAAGAGGUGUGGAUCUCAUCAUCUCUUUUGAUUUUUCAGCAAGGCCAAGUGACUCCAGUCCUCCUUUCAAAGAGAUUUUGCUUGCUGAGAAAUGGGCCAAGAUGAACAAGCUUCCAUUCCCCAAAAUUGACCCCAACGUGUUUGACCGGGAGGGCCUGAAGGAGUGCUACGUUUUCAAGCCCAAGGACACCUCCUCAGAGAAGGACUGCCCAACUAUAAUCCACUUCGUUUUGGCCAACAUCAACUUCCGGAAGUACAAAGCUCCAGGUGUUCCCAGGGAAACUCAGGAAGAGAAGGAUUUUGCAGACUUUGACAUUUUUGAUGAUCCAAAUACACCUUUCUCUACCUUCAACUUCCAGUAUCCCAACGAGGCUUUCAAGAGGCUCCAUGAUCUGAUGGAAUUCAACACCCUCAAUAACAUAGAUGUGAUCAAGCAAGCUAUGAUGGAGAGCAUUGAAUACAGGAAGGAGAACCCAUCUCGUUGCUCCGUGUCCCUCAGCAGUGUGGAAGCACGGAGGAUCUUCAACAAGAACAACCUGAACAACAACCAUACGUAGAGGAUGUGCCAGAGGUCCUGCUCCUUCCAGAAACUGGUUCUGUCUUUGUAACUGGAUUAAGAGAAAAACCAGUAUCAGAGCAUUGCUGCUGCUGCUGAGCAGGGCUGUGCACAACUCCUGCUUGUGAGUGCUCCAAAUGUCAGUGUAAAUUUUGUACUCAGUCUUUUCAGCAAAAAAAAACAUGGAAACAUUUCAGCAUGCCAAGAACCUGACUUUAAAUAGUCUGGAAUGACCUGGGUUUGGUGAUGGUCCUUGCUUCAGUGUCCAGCUUUCUACUGCUUACAAAAGUACAAGUCCUAGGUUCUCCGAGUGGGGCCACUGCCUGCUUUGUGAUUGAUGGAACCAGAGGAGAAUCAAAUCUAGAAACAGAGGCAAUACAGAGAGGAACUGAUCAAUGCUCAGCAAGAGCUAAAGGGUAGGGGGGGCAAAAGGAUAGGGCCAAACUCUUUGUCAGUGCUGCCCAGUGACAGAAGAAAGGGCAACAGGUUCUCUCCAGAGAACCCCUCUAGGCAGCCUGCUCCAGGGCUCUAUCACCCUUAUAGCAAAGAAGUUGGAAAUUGGGUAAGUCUUGGAACAUGAGAAGCAGAGGAUAAACAAAUCUAGAAACAGAAGCAAUACAGAGAGGAUCUCAUCAAUGCUCAGCAAGAGCUAAAGGGUAGGGGAAAAACGUUCUCAGAACCUCUCCAGAGAACCCCUCUAAGUAGCCUGCUCCAGGGCUCCAUCACCCUUUUAGCAAAGAAGUUGGAAAUUGGGUAAGUCUUGGAACAUGAGAAGCAGAGGAGAAACAAAUCUAGAAACAGAAGCAAUACAGAGAGGAUCUCAUCAAUGCUCAGCAAGAGCUAAAGGGUAGGGGAAAAACGUUCUCAGAACCUCUCCAGAGAACCCCUCUAGGUAGCCUGCUAGAAGGCUCCAUCACCCUUAUAGCAAAGAAGUUGGAAAUUGGGUAAGUCUUGGAACAUGAGAAGCAGAGGAGAAACAAAUCUAGAAACAGAAGCAAUACAGAGGGGAUCUGAUCAAUGCUCAGCAAGAGCUAAAGGGUAGGGGCGGCAAAAGGAUAGGGCCAGACUCUGUGUCAGUGCUGCCCAGUGACAUGAAAAGGGGCAACAGGCACAAAUUGAAACCUAGGAGAUUCCAUCUGAACAGGAGAAACUUCUUUGCUGUUAGAGUGCUGGAGCCAUGGAGCAGGCUGACCAGAGAGGCUCCACUGGGGGGUCUUUUCUGGAGAGAUUCCAAACCCCCCUGGACAUUGUUAUCUUGGGCAAGCUGCUGUGGGUGGCCCUGCUUUAGCAAGAGGGAUUUGCACUCUGUAAUCUACAGAGAUCCCUUCUAACCCCCACCACGUUGGGUUUCUGUGUGUACUUGGGCUUGGGUCCAGACUCUGCUCUGCUCUGUAUCCAUGAGAAGCUUUCCUCUGACUGUGGUCUGAAAAGCCCAAGUUGGUGACCACUACUAGGCUUCAGCAGCUCCCCCUGAAUACAAUCAUUUGGCUGCUUGCCAGCUCUCUCAGGGUUUAUUUCUCACCCCUGAAGGGAUUUUGCUCAUUAGCUAUCAUUGGCUGUCUUGACCUGCCCAAAACUCCACCAUCUACCUGUGAUUCAAGUUCCACACUUCUCACAUGUGGUGUCUCUUAAGAAAGCCAGCAGAUGGGGAUCAGAGAAAAGGACUUUAUGCACCCUUGAGGAAAGGUUCCUCAGCUGCUUAUUGAUGCUGGUAGAGCUUUUGUAACUGAUGCUAAGGAGGACCUGCUCCUCAAUCUUCUGAUUUCAGGUAUUGUCACACAAAGUGAAGUCUGCUGCAAGAAUGGGUGCAUCCACUCAGAAGAAAAUCCAGCCUCUUGGAGCUUCUUUCUCUUGCUCCACGAAAUCACAUUAGAUUCAUGGAAGGGUUUGAGUUGGAAGGAACCUUAAAGACCACCUAGUUCCAAGCACCCUGCUAUGGGCAGGUGCACCUCCGGACCAGGUUGCUCAAAGCCUCAUCCAACCUGGCUUUGAACACCUUCAGGGAGAGGGUGAGGGAGCAUGGAGAGCCCAAGAGGAAAGAUCACAGAAUCUCAGAAUGGUUUGGGUUGGAAGGGAUGUUGAAAGUCAUCCAGUUCCAACCCCCUGCUAUGGGCAGGGACACAUCCCACUGGAUCAAGUUGCUCAAGGCCCCAUCCAAUGUGGUCUUAAACACUAUCAGAGAUGAAGCAUCCACAUCUUCUCUGGGCAACCUGUUCCAGUGUCUCACCACCCUCACUCUAAAGAUUUUCUUCCUGAUUUCUUAGGAGCCUCUUGCUAAGGUUUCCUGAUUAACAGUAAUUGAAGGAAGAAGUUCAUUCCUUAUUGCUGACCAAGACAGGAUUAGAAGUGAUUUUUGUUUUAUCUGAUCAUCACAUUUCUGCAAGAGGAUCACGGCAAUGCUUACUGGGAGGGCAGCAAAAGUGUUGCUGGGUGAAGAAUGUGCUGUAGUUCCUGUGUCAUACCUCCAAAACCUUCCAACCUUCUUUGAAAUCAUCUCUUCAGCAAAUGUAUGACAUGGGAAGAGCAAAAGGAGCUGAUGGGGUCCCUGCUGGCUGUGCACCAUGCACAAGAUUCAGCUACUGCUGGCUUUUGUGGGUGCCUCCAAAAUGCUCUGCAGGUGGAAUUUCAGUCUCAGUAUUUCUCUUGGUAGUAAAUAAGGUUUGGAAUUCUCCCUCUGUCUCUCAGAUUCAUUGAGUGGUGUGCAUUGGGAGGGACCUUAAAGGUCAUCCAGUUCCAAGCCCCCGCCAUGGGCAGGGACCUCUUUCAUUAGGUUGCUUAAGGCCUCAUCCAACCUGGCCCUGAACACCUCCAGAGAUGGGGCAUCCACAGCCUCCCCAGGCAACCUGUGCCAGUGUCUCACCACCCUCACUGGGAAGAACUUCUUCCUGAUCUCCAGUCUAAAUCUGCCCUUCUCCAGCUUCAGUGAUAUCCCUCUCGUCCUGUCCAUCCAGGCUCUUGUGAAAAGCCUCUCCCUAGGUGUCUUGUAGCCCCCUUCAGGCACUGGAAGUCUGGUGUGUGAUCUCUCUGGAGCCUUCUCCAGGCUGACCAGCCCAACUCUGUCAGCCUGUCCCCAUAGGGGAGGUUCUUCAGCCCUCUAAUAAUCUUCAUGGCCUCCCUGGAGCCCACUCCAGCAGUUCCAUGUUGUCCUUGUGCUGGGGGUGUUGGGUCAGUGGUUGGACUUGAUGAUCUUGGAAUCUUUUCCAACCCAAACAAUUCUGUGAUUCUAGGAGGGAAAAGAAAAGAAACUUAACCUACUGCUGCAUCACUGAAACUUUCUCAUUAAGGUCUGGAGUAGAGGAAGAAACUGGUACUGUUAUUUUAUUGUAAAAAUCUCUCUUUCAAGGGUUUCCCUCCCCCCCCUCCUUCUGUUACUGAUGAUAUUCGUGGUUUGUAUUUUCCAGUAUCUACCUGCUCUGCUGUAUGGAAAUGUUUUUCUCCUCCUUUAUACAGUUCAUAUUCUCACAGUGUUACCAGGCAAUAAAAUGGAACUCUUUUUGGCACUUCA